ACUUUUAAUUACGCCGCCGUGUGCCUUCUCUCUCUAGUCGGUCUACUUCUACACCAGAAGACGGCGCAGUGUUUGGGUACUCGCACAGGUUAGCUUGUUGCUAACUCCACAAUGGACUGCGCUCCCAGUCUGUGUCCCGCCGUCACUCAAGAGAUACAAAACGCCCCAGAAAUGUGCGACGGCUCCUCGAUGGAGGACGGGUUGGUUGACGCUUUUGGGGAUCUGGCUGCCCUUCCGGUGGAGGCUGGCGAGAGAAGACCGACAUGUUUCCGUUGCCGUCGCCCUCAGAAGGUGUGUCUAUGUCCUUUUCUUCCACCACAACCUCUGGAGGUCUCCACAUGUCUGUACGUAGUGCAGCAUCCUGCAGAGGAGAGCCGAGUACUCCGCACAGUUCCUCUACUUGCUGCUUGCUUGCCACAAGGAAAAUGCAAUGUCAUAGUUGGAAGGAGAUUUAAUGAGGAAAAGCACCCGGAGCUGGCUGCGGUGUGCCGGGACAGCAGAACGCUGAUUCUGUACCCAGGACCUAAAUCGGAGAACCUUGAGGAGUUGGUGCAAUACCAAGAAGUGGGCACUGCGAAAUAUAAUGUCAUCAUCAUAGACGGCACCUGGAGCCAAGCCAAAAACAUGUUCCUCAAAAACAGCCUUUUCCACCUGCCCAAGCAGGUGCAGCUCAAUAGGACUUUAUCAAGUCAAUACGUGAUCCGCACACAACCUUCCAACAUCUGUCUGUCUACUCUGGAAUGUGCCGCUGUCGCUCUGUCGAUCCUGGAGCGGAAUGAUGAGAUCCAAGAGGUUCUGCUCAAGCCCCUGAAAGCACUCUGCUCCUUCCAGCUUCAGCACGGCGCUCAGAUCCAUCAUAGCAAGGAACAUCUGCUGAAGAACGGCAUGUACGACAAGCCCAUGCCAAAGAACAAGCGCAAGAUAAAGAGGAUGGAGAAACUCCUCAGUGACCACAGCAUCUGCCCCAGAUGAGGGCAUGUCAGAGCAGAGAGGACAGGCCCUGUCAGCUCUGCUUCUCCUGCUGUUUGCACUGUGUCGGACUGUGCGAUCAGAGUACAAGGAUGGAAACGAUGAGACAUAAGGGGACUUUUUUCCUUUUUGGUUUUUUGUAAAAACACUUGUAUAUGCUGAUAAAUAUAAUUUAUGUAUUUGUCAUUAAUUGUAAGUAAAUUACUGACAAAUAAAUGUUGUACUUGAAGCAUCAGA
This is a messenger RNA of Pundamilia nyererei, 1206 nucleotides long. It is a transcript of the gene dtwd2, whose product is annotated as DTW domain containing 2. Lineage: Eukaryota; Metazoa; Chordata; Actinopteri; Cichliformes; Cichlidae. The transcript has 6 exons. Bases 112 to 972 code for a protein of 286 amino acids. The record is from RefSeq and is a predicted model, not a curated record.